Messenger RNA from Periconia digitata, 1735 nucleotides. Lineage: Eukaryota; Fungi; Ascomycota; Dothideomycetes; Pleosporales; Periconiaceae. The record is from the annotation of a GenBank genome assembly.
CACACUCUUCUUCAACAACCUCACUUCAUCACAUCGUAAAAUGGUGACCGGCGUGGAGAUAGCAGGCCUUGUCCUAGGUUCAAUUCCCUUGAUCAUGAAGAGCCUAGAGUUCUACACGCAAGGCAUCGCUACUACUAAACGCUUCUUCAGAUACCACGAGCAGUUCCAGAAUUUAAUACGAGAGCUGAGUACCGAGAAUGCUGUAUACAUCAAUACUUUGAAUAUACUGCUCGUUGGGGUUGUGAAGAACAAAGAUAUGCCCGAGUUUCUAUCAGACCCGUGCGGCAAGCGCUGGAAAGACGACAAGUUCGAUCAGAAGCUGAAGCAGCGAUUGGGAGCCAGCCACGACCCUUUUAUGAGGACUCUCGGCGACUUGGUACAGACGAUCGAGAAAUUCAAACAAAUGCUCAAGUUAGAUCCCGGUGGCAAUCCUCGAUUCAACGACAAGAAUUCAUUCAAGAAAUACUACAAAGCCUUAGCUUUCAGCUUGCAGAAGUCUGAUUACGACAGCCUUAUGAAUUCAGUCCGUCGGUCUACCGAGUCCCUUGAACGAAUCACGAAACAAACCAAGACACUUGAGUCGCUUCAGCUAUCGAGCAAGGACAAUAAGCGACAAGCGCCGAACUUCAAGAAGAUCAAAACUCGUGCGCAAGCUCUCCAUUCAUCUCUUUGUGCAGGAUGGAAUUGUAAAUGCCACUCAACAGCACAUGUCACCAAUCUUCGAUUAGAGCCCAGAAUCAACGUGGACGACACCGAUGACAGCGAUGCUAGUGAUGAUGAUGGAAGAUCAAUGAGCGACCCCUUCCAUGUGGUAUUUCGCAACCAUAAACAACAGCUCACACCUUCCGCCGCCAUAGUAGCUUCUUUGGAAGAAUGGGCGUGGGAGGAGGCGGACGUGCACAUCACUUUUGAGAAACAGACCACAAAAUCGGCUACCCAGAACAGUAAGAAGGGCGUUCAUUUCACCAAAGAGGCAAAGAAAUCGGUGUCUGUCAUGUCAUACACAGAGUCUGAGACGCAACGAAUACAAAGUCUCUGUACAGCUAUCAGAACAUUACAACAGUCUCAGCGAGCAACCUGCCUGUCCCUUAGUGGACUUUACGAGAGAGAGUGCGGAAUACUUUUGUAUCCGGUAAAAAAGGCUCUGGUGCAAACAGAGGCUUGGUCGAUGCCAACACUCCAAGCUGUGCUGAAGGAUCCAGCUUUCAGCAGAAAGGAUCGCAUACAACUGGCAGUAACACUGGCAUCUAGCACCUUGCAAUUACACGACUCCCCAUGGUUAGAUGAUUCCUGGACAAAGGACGACAUAAUGUUCAUCAAGCGAUCAGAUAAAACAGUUUAUGAUCACGCAUUCAUCCCUCAUCGAUUAGCGACGGAGGCAUCACCUGCUGGUAGCCUUCCGCCUGCAAUACGUAGCAUAAUACGCAACCAGACGCUCUACCGAUUGGGCGUCACACUUAUCGAGUUGUGGUACGGAAAGUCAAUCUCAGAGCUCGAAGCGCCUGGAGACGAUUCGCAGAUGUCGUCAUUUCUAACCGAAUUUAACACUGCCGACAGGUUGGUGUCUAAUCUUUACAAUGACGCUGGAAAAAAAUAUGCCAAUGCUGUGCGAAGAUGUAUCAGGUGUGAGUUUGAUCAUCAUGUUACGACCUUGGAGAACACGGCUUUUCAGCAGGCAGUGUACCAAGGUGUGGUGGCUCAAUUAAAGGAGAAUUUCGAUUUCCUACAUUCAUGA